Tarenaya hassleriana is the source of this 1644-nucleotide messenger RNA. RefSeq lists its product as uncharacterized. The transcript has 6 exons. Bases 101 to 1309 code for a protein of 402 amino acids. NCBI's taxonomy places the organism in Eukaryota, Viridiplantae, Streptophyta, Magnoliopsida, Brassicales, Cleomaceae. The record is from RefSeq and is a predicted model, not a curated record. Gene Ontology annotation, cellular component: Golgi apparatus.
AAAAUUCCCUUCUCCUCCCCGGGAUCUGAUUUUUUUUUCUCGCUCCUUCUCGCUCUUCCUCCUCCAUCUUCAGGCUUCGCGAGCUCUCUAUGCAACUUCAAUGGCGACGAUAAGCAAAGCCCUAAGGUCCAAACCGUCUCCGGGAUCUCAACGUCUGGUUCUCCUGCUGUGUAUAGUUCUCUUCUCAUUGAUCCUCAUUUUUUCUUCUGUGAUUUCCACCGGCGGAUUGGGUUUGCCGUAUCAGAAAACCCUAAUUGAUUAUUUCCUGACAUCUCCUCGGAUCAAGAGACAACAUACGUUGUCUGAGAAGUACUUGUACUGGGGAAACAGAAUUGAUUGUCCUGGUAAGCAUUGCGAUACUUGUGCGGGUUUGGGUCACCAGGAAUCCAGCCUCAGGUGUGCCCUUGAAGAAGCCAUGUUUCUUAACAGGACAUUUGUGAUACCUUCUCGGAUGUGCAUUAACCCAAUGCACAAUAAGAAAGGCAUUCUCCACCGAUCUGGCAACGAUACUACAGAAGAAGGUUGGGGAGGAAGCUCUUGUGCAAUGGACUCUUUGUAUGAUAUAGACCUCAUAUCCGAGAAGAUACCCGUGAUAUUGGAUGACUCAAGGAUGUGGCAUAUUGUGCUAUCGACGAGUAUGAAGUUAGGAGAACAAGGGAUUGCGCAUGUACGAGGAGUUAGCCGCCAUGAGCUGAGAGACAAUAGCCGAUACUCAAAGCUUUUGCUCAUUAAUCGAACUGCAAAUCCCCUCGCAUGGUUCGUGGAAUGUAAGGAUCGAAACAAUCGUAAUGCUGUCAUGCUCCCUUAUUCGUUUCUCCCUAAAAUGGCAGCAGCAAAAUGGAGAGAUGCAGCAGAAAAGAUCAAAGCACAACUUGGAGAUUUUGAUGCUAUCCAUGUUCGUCGAGGGGACAAACUGAAAACCAGAAAGGACAGGUUUGGGGUUGAAAGGACAUUGUUCCCCCAUCUAGACAGAGACACACGCCCAGCAUUUAUCCUUCGCAGAAUUGAGAAGUGGGUCCCAGCUGGGCGGAAUCUUUUUAUUGCUUCGAAUGAGCGAACACCGGGAUUUUUUUCACCUCUUGCUGUCAGGUACAAACUGGCUUAUUCAUCAAAUUUUAGCGAGAUUCUGGAUCCUAUAAUUGAGAACAACUACCAAUUAUUCAUGGUGGAAAGGCUUAUCAUGAUGGGUGCCAAGACAUUCUUCAACACAUUUAAAGAAUAUGAAACGGAUCUGACCUUGACAGAUGAUCUGAAAAAGACCAAGAAUUGGCAAAUACCCGUAUACACCAUGGAUGAAGAAUCAAGCUAAAGUUUCUUGUUCCUACGUAAAGUCUACUCCGAUUGUCAUGGCUUCAAACCAGUAGUAGGACAUGAGCCACUGGGCUGGACAUGAGCCACUGGAGCUCAGCCCAGGUUAGGCAUUAUCAGAAUCUUGCCUGAAGUCUGAAUAUAUGCUGGGACUGGACAAAUCCAUGUGUGUAACCAGAAUCGAGAACAUCUUGCACUUGUAUAGAUGUAGAUGGGUUUUUUUCCUGACAUUACAUUAGAUCUUCAGAGAAAAUCGUAUGCAAAUGAUUUUCCCCGAGGAAUUUUGUACACAGAUCUUUGUAGCUUUCAGCAAAGUUAUGCAAUUUUUUUUUCACA